This is a messenger RNA of Cydia fagiglandana, 5370 nucleotides long. RefSeq names its product limbic system-associated membrane protein-like. Bases 255 to 1169 code for a protein of 304 amino acids. Gene Ontology annotation, cellular component: neuron projection membrane. Lineage: Eukaryota; Metazoa; Arthropoda; Insecta; Lepidoptera; Tortricidae. Gene Ontology annotation, biological process: synapse organization. The record is from RefSeq and is a predicted model, not a curated record. The transcript has 7 exons.
CGAUCGCGACCCGCGUCACGCCUCCACGUAGCAAAGUGUAAACAGUUUAACCUAAAAGUGCGAAGUGACUGGUGAAAAAGUUUAAAACCAGGAAGCUCACGAACCCACAUUUGAAGACUUCCAAAUUCACCUCCAGUAAUUGACUAUGGGAGAAUAAGCGAAAAACAAUGUCCGGACGCCGAGUGAAGUGUCUGAGUGUCGAGUGUUAUGUGCAGUGAACUGUGAAGUGGCUGGAACAUGUGAAGCCGAGCACGAUGUGGACGGCGGAGCUUAGCUGUAUUAUCAUAUUGUUCGGUGUAUCAGCAGAUGGCGGGGGCUGGGAGCCACUUGGGCAGCCCUACUUCGACAACAGCACGAAGCGAGAGGCCACCGCCGCCGUGGGCCAGCCAGCGUACCUGCACUGCCGAGUGAGAAAUCUGGCGGAUAGAGCGGUAUCCUGGAUUCGCAAACGGGACCUCCACAUCCUGACCGUGGGCGUCCACACGUACAGCAGCGACGCGCGUUUCGCGGCGCUCCACGCAGAUGGCUCCGACGAGUGGACGCUGCGCGUGUCACCAGCCCAGCCAAGAGACUCCGGCGCGUACGAGUGUCAGGUGUCGACAGAGCCGAAAAUCAGUCUGUCGUUCCGGCUGACUGUCGUAGUGUCAAAAGCGGAGAUUCUGUCCGGACCCGAGCUGUUCGUGCGCGCGGGCUCCGACAUCAACCUCACCUGCGUCGCCAAAUACGCUCCGGAUCCUCCGAGUUUCAUCUACUGGUACCGCGGCGACCAGGUGGUGAACUAUGCGCAGCGCGGCGGCAUCAGCGUGGAGACGGAGCAACGUACGCGCACGAGCCGGCUGCUCAUAGCGCGCGCUGCGCCGCAUGACUCGGGGAACUAUACGUGCGCUCCAAGCAGCUCCGAGUCCGCCUCGGUAAUAGUGCACGUACUGAGCGGAGAGCGGCCGGCGGCCAUGCAGAGUUCCGGAUCGUCCCCGCCCGGCCUCAACCGGGCGAUCUUGGGCCUCGCCACCGCUACUACGGUCUCCAGCCCUCGCCUGUGGCUCGUACUCGCGCUCCCCGCUGUCACAACCCAAGUCACCACCAUCACUCUACUAGUUGCCAUUGCUCUAAUCAGCGCAGCUUUGGAUCUCAUCAACUAUGUAGUGAACCAAGGGUUAAAUUCGAGAUGACCAAUUUUCUUACACAAGUUUUAAACAAUAAGGGAAUGUAUUCUAGUCAUUUGUGUAUUCAAUUUCAACCAUACCAUUGUUGAAUGUAUUUAAAUACAACGACUAUAAUGUAGAUACUAAUUUUUCGUGUUGAUAUUACGAUUCAAUCUUUAUUGUCAAAAUAUUAUCGUCAAUUUUAAUGGUGAUUCUAUAAAAACUUUGCUCAUAGAAGCUCUGAGCCUGUUGAAUUAUUGAACAUUUUAGGCUUUCUUUGUAAUUUAUGCUACCGUAGCGAAAAAUGCGAUCAGUUAUUAAAAUACAAAAAUUUAUCAUACACCCAUUCGUUCAUAUCAACUUGAAAUGUGUUAAGGCAAGUUAUAACUUGACUUGUAUAGUUUGAUGCUUACGAGUAACUAUAAGAGUAGAAUUAAUGCGUUGAAGGAUUUGUACAGUAAUAUUAAUUAGUUUUAAACAAGUAUAGUAAUACCAAUCUUCGGUAUUUUUGGAGAAAUAUCUUACUCACAGAGAAAAGAAAGCUAUGAGCGAUUACUAGGUUAAGAAAAUGUUACAUUAUGUCAGUUUGUGGAUAUGGGAACUCGUACGUAAUCUGAUUUUCAUAAAAAUCCGAGUCUUAAUUAAAAUCGGUUUGUUUUUACAUGAAUGAGAAGCGGCAUCAAUGAUGGAAUCUAACGGCCCGAUUCGAACUAAAUAAAUAAAUAUUAUAGGACAAUUCUUACACAGAUUGACUAAGUUCCACAGUAAGCUUAAGAAGGCUUGUGUUGUGGGUACUCAAACAAGGAUAUAUAUAAUAUAUAAAUAUGUACUUAAAUACAUACAAAACAACCAUGACUCAGGAACAAAUAUCUGUGUCAUCACACAAAUAAAUGCCCUUACUGGGAUUCGAACCCAGGACCAUCGGCUUCACAGGCAGGGUCACUACCCACUAGGCCAGACUGGUCGUCAACUUUAAGAUACGUGUCAUAUCCCAUCCUCGUCGCCAAUUUGUUAUAUACUUAAUAAAUGCAUGCACGAUAAAUCAUAACAACUAUAUUUUUCAAGUCAGUGUCAAAACAUAAACAUCAACGGUGCUAGGGUAAUACGAUAGGGUAUACGAGGUCGUUAAGCGGGAGGUUGGGCUAUGUCAGUGGCGUGCUAACACAGAAGAUCCUAAAAGUGAAGAGGAUACUCCGAGGUACCCCAGGCAGCUCUGGAGAUACUCCCUACAUGCGCUCCUCCCUUACAUGUUCGGGAGAGAAGUAAGAACAAGACUGACGGCGAAAAUCCGUGCGCCUCCUUGGUCCCCUCCCCUUCCAGCUCUAACUCCGAUUACAAUAAAGCAAUUCGGCAUCUAGGUAGUAGAGUCCAGGCGCGAAGUUACUCUGUAUCUGAUAAGAAGUGACAAUUCGGUACCGUGAGACGCCGGCUCGGGAACCUACAUUAUGAAGUGGCAAUUGACGACGGACGUGUGUGGAUCCGACACCUGGACCAGCUGCUCCCGGCUACAGGAAUUCCACGGAAUCGCGGCGGAGGCGUGUCAUAGCCCAACCUCCCACUUAACGACCUCGUAUGCGUAUUACCCUAGCAACCGUUGAUGUUUAAGUUUUGACACUGACUUGAAAAAUAUAGUUGUUAUGAUAUAAUAUCGUGCAUGCAUUUAUUAAGUAUAUAACAAUACGUCAGUUAAUAUAUCUAGAAACGAUAUAAAUUAGAUAUGCCAAUGUCAGUGUCAAAUGUAACGUUUCUUCAAACUAAAACCAUUUCACAGUGACACAUAUAAUCCAUAUUGUUUCUAUAUCUAUUAAUAGACGUAUCUUAAAGUUCGAAUCAGGCAGUAAGUAGGUUACCGUCACUUGAGAACAUUAUGGACAGUUGAUUUUCGGGCUUAUACGUACUUAACUGACUCUUCAAUUCUUUUGUUUUUCCUUCUACCUUAAUCUCGACGAAGAUUACGAGCAAAACGAUCCUGUUAUUCGGAUCAAAAUGAACCAAGAUUCAAUGCGAAGAGGCUUGUUUGUGUGUGGGAUGACUAAGCUGUUAGUUAUUCUCGAAACCACAAUCAAAGCAAGUAGGCUAAUCCGUGGCUUAAAUAAAAUGUGCUUUAUCUUGUUGUUUGCAAACCAGAAAUUUGUGUUUACGCCACAUAUAUAAAUACUUAACCUUCUACUAUGUACCUAUUCUGACAUCCUUGUUGUGCUUUCAAAUUGGCAAGGCGGAAUAAAAAGAAGUACACAUGACAAUGUCAAUAUAUUGUAUAAAUCAAAGGAAAAUUCGAUAGUACGAUCACAUGCAAAAUAAUAAGGUUAUUGAAGAAAACCAAAUGGGAUCCCUAAGUGCCGCCGCGCGCCGUUCCACAAGUUCGAUCCAGAUUCCAGAACCAGUGAAAUAUUUAGUUCGGUAAGUUAGUCUGCACCUCCAAUUUCAGUAUAUUGCCAUUUUGAUUUGGUAGUGUUCUAUUAAUGAUUCGGAAUAUCUACAGGUUGUCCAACGGCAGAUUUACGAUUUUAGUGCGUACGCAGUUCAUCUUAUUUCCGUGAAAAAAGAAAUAGUAAUAUUUUUUACUAUGAGAAGUAUUAGAACAAUUUAAAUUAUUUUCAGAAAAUACUUUAAUUUGUUUUUAUUUCGAGUAGAAACACUACUAUUUAUAAAUUGAAAUAAAUAUCAUAUAGGUACUAAGAAUCAAACCAGACGUAGUUUGGUGUCAUAUUUCUUAGUAAGUACAUGACAUUUAUUUCAGCUUAUAUUUUUUUUAGUUUUGAAAUCGAAAAUCUGCCGCUGGAUAUCCUGUAUUUUAACAAACUGCUUGAAAUAUGAGAAGGACACAAAAUGGUUGUACAUAUUUACAUGGUUAACAUGACCCUUUGGAGAUAGAAGAAUAACCGAGGUACUACUUUUCCCUCAUUAUUUUGCUCAGAGAGCACGACAUCACUAGGCAGACUGUCCGCGAUACUUGAAGUAAUAAUAAACUAUAUUAAACUGGCUAUCUCAUUCCUUUGUGUUCUACUUUGCAAGUAUUCUUCAUAGUUUGUUCUACCGGUGUACACUUAGCAAAAGCGCCGUCGUUUGUGCUGUUCUUUUUAGCUUUUCAAAUAAAUAAACAAAGAUAAAUAAAAGAUGUGUAAUUCUUAAGAGAAUAAAGAAUCUUUAACCGUAUAUUCGUGACGAUCACAAAACAUGUACGAACAUGCACAGACAAGAACAGCAAGAAAAGAAGAAGUCAUUAAGUGUGCAUCACGCAAUAAACCCACUCAGCAUAAAGCGCUGGUCUUUUAGAUUGAUUUAACUAUUUACUUAAAAGUUUUAAUUAGUUGUUUUUAAUUUUACCCGAGUAAACUCGUAGAUAUGAUUAACAUUGAAUGAGGUGAACUUAUAACUGAAUAUAAAUUAUACCUAUAAAAACUUAUGUUUUAAACGACAGUCAUUUGUAUAUGAAAUCAUUCACCUCAACUUUGGAUACGUUAUCAGUUAAAAAAUGUUGAUUUCGUGCUUAUAUAUUUGUACAUACUUAUGUAAUUUCUAGUGUUACAACUUGCAUAAGAUAGACAUAACUGUAUCAUAUGUUUAAGCUUAACUGUCUAUUGCCCAACUUUAAUGUUUAAGACAAUACCUACAUUUUAUUGUUAAGGACUGUGGGUUCCAUGGGUGCAAUGUGAAGAAAAUAACUACCAGCUUAAUAACCUUAUCAACAUCAUCAUCAUCAUAUCAGCCAGAGGGCUUAAAAACCUAUUGAGAAGUAAAUACCAUAUUUUCUUCUCAUAAAGCGUUGUAAGCCUAUACUUAAGAAAUAGGUAUAAGCCAUCUUCCCAUGAGGUACUCAAAAGUCUACUUCAUUUGAAUCAGUGUUAAAAUUCAAAUUUACUUCUGGCCUAAUGAAUGAAGACAAAUGUUUGCAUUCCUAUUUUUAGUUUGGUAAAAUUCUAUCAUGUUUAGGAAUUGUACUUGUAAAUAAAUGUACAUAAUACACGUGAAAUAACAUAUGUAAAUAGAGUAAACUUAAACUUAGAUCUAAAAAUUAAAAAUUGUUUGUAAUUUUGUGACAGCCAAAUAUAAUUUUGUGUAAUAAUUCAUGUUGUUUUUAAAGCGAAUGUUGCAAACAUCGCAGUCGUUUAAAAGUAGAUAAUGAAAUGGGUUGUGUAAUAAAUUAUCAAAGUGUAGUUGUAUUUAAAAAAUGUUAUUUAAUGAUUUAUAAGAAUAAUAACAACUAGUCAUAAAUUAUUCGAAAGCA